AUGCAGUCAGCCGAGCCCUUCGGGGCGCUGGAUCGCGGCACGUACGAGGAGCUGCUACCCGCCUCGCUCCGCGCCGAGAUACCCUCGCCUCAGCUCGUGGUGUUUAUGGACCAGGUGAAGCACAACCUCGCCACGAUGCUCGCACACUGCGGUGGUGACGCCGCACGCUGGCGCCCGCACCUCAAGACCACCAAGAUGGCGCCCGUCUACGAAGCGUGUGUCGCCUCCGGGGUUCGCCACUUCAAGUGCGCCACUGUGAGGGAGGCGCGCCUCAUGUGCGGUGUCCUGCGAGGGCGCGCCAUAACGGACGGCGACGUGCUGCUGGCGUACCCGCUCAUCGGCCCCAGCCUGAAGCAGCUCGCUGACCUCGCCGAUGAGUUUCCGGAGGUGCGGCUCGGGGUGCUCUGCGAGGACGCCGCUGCCGCGCCGCGCCUGCCCGGCUCUCUUGACAUCUUCAUCGACAUCAACCCCGGCUAUGAUCGCACCGGUGUACCCUUCGAGGCGACCGACGACAUUGCCGCCAUCGCGACGGCUGCUGGAGCUCGCUUCCGUGGGCUGCACUACUAUGAAGGCCACCUCUCAGACGAGUCUGCCGAGAAGCGCCGCUCGGAGGCCGACAAGGUCUAUGGUUCCCUUGACGUGCUGGUGGGCACGCUGAGGUCUCGCGGGAUCGCCGUGGAAGAGGUGAUCACGUCGGGCACCCCCACCUGCCUCGAGGCGCUGCGCUACUACGGCGAGAAAGUCAACGAGGCGCCGACGCAUCGCAUCUCACCGGGCACGGUCGUCUUCCACGACAGCAUGUCGGAGGAGAUGGAGGGCGGCGAGGCGCUGGGCCUCCUGCCCGCGGCGCUCGUGCUAUCGCGCGUGGUAUCGCACCCUCGCCCGUGGAGCGCGCCGGGGCAGCCGUGCGUCGUCACGCUCGACGCGGGCUCCAAGGCACUCGCUUGCGAGGCCGGCAGCCCAGUCGCGCGCGUGUUGGAGGUGCCGCAGCUCGAGGCGCUGGGUCCCAGCGAGGAGCACCUGCCAAUGGCGAGCAGCGAGCCGCCACCGCCGCGCGGCACGCCGCUGCUCCUCAUCCCGCGCCACGUCUGUCCGACUGUAAACCUCGCAGAGCACGCGCUCGUCGUCGAGCGCGGCGCGGAGCCCAAGUGGGUGGAGGUGGCCGCGCUCCUCGAAGCGCUGCUGGUGUCAGCUGGUGUGCUGAAAAGAUACACCAAUAUCGAAAAAAGACGCCUCAGCGCUGAGUCGCUUUGGUUUAUACCCUUCGUAAAAAGACGUAUUGAACGGAAAAACAUCGAUCAGAUGGGGGGAGAGACGUCGUGCAUCAUAUGCUUCGAGCGGCCGAAGUCUCACCUCGCGGUGCCGUGCAGCCACUUGUGCGUUUGCGGUCCAUGCUCCGAGCUGAUGCGAGAGUGUCCUUAUUGCCGCGAGCCGGUGAUGAUGUGGCUCGCCCCGCGCCCUGUCUGA
This is a messenger RNA of Emiliania huxleyi CCMP1516, 1467 nucleotides long. RefSeq lists its product as hypothetical. The record is from RefSeq and is a predicted model, not a curated record. NCBI's taxonomy places the organism in Eukaryota, Haptophyta, Isochrysidales, Noelaerhabdaceae. Gene Ontology annotation, biological process: D-serine catabolic process. Gene Ontology annotation, molecular function: D-serine ammonia-lyase activity. The transcript has 3 exons. Bases 1 to 1467 code for a protein of 488 amino acids.